This is a messenger RNA of Mercenaria mercenaria, 1222 nucleotides long. RefSeq names its product fumarylacetoacetate hydrolase domain-containing protein 2-like. The coding region runs from base 61 to 918 and encodes 285 amino acids. The record is from RefSeq and is a predicted model, not a curated record. The transcript has 7 exons. NCBI's taxonomy places the organism in Eukaryota, Metazoa, Mollusca, Bivalvia, Venerida, Veneridae. Gene Ontology annotation, molecular function: hydro-lyase activity.
AGAUAGGAGGAGGUCAGGUUAUAUUAAAAUUUAGGCCAACAAAGAGAACAGCAAUACGUUAUGCGGCUUGUACAAUAUCUACAAAAUGGAAAACAAUGUCUUGGACUGGAACUUACUGAAGGUGGCGAUAUCGUCAAUUUAAACCAGGCAGAUGCUAAAAUACCAUGUGAUAUGAGGACUUUCAUUGAAUGUGGCGAAGAUAUAUGGAAACGGGCACAAAGUGUUUCAAACAGACCAUACUGUCUGGUACAUCGGGACAAUGUGAAGUUACUUGCCCCUAUUACAUCAUGUGAGAAGGUGUUGUGUAUUGGUAUGAACUACAGGGACCACUGUAAGGAACAAAAUGCUCAGAUAUCCGACGAUCCUGUCGUGUUUAACAAGUUCCCGAGUUGUAUUACUGGACCAAAUGAUGAUCUGAGUUACCCAGGAGAGACAGAGGUCCUGGACUGGGAGGCCGAGCUCGCGGUAGUGAUAGGAAAACAGGCAAAACAUGUCCAGGUCAAAGACGCUAUGGAAUAUGUCUUCGGCUUUACUGUUGCAAAUGACGUCACUGCACGGGACUGCAUGAAGAAAAAUGGCGGACAGGUUCUUCUUGGCAAAGCCAGGGACCAGUUUUGUCCUCUUGGACCAUCAGUUGUCACCACAGACGAAUUAGGAGAUCCUCACAAUCUUCGUAUUAAAUGCAAGGUAAACGGGGUGGUAAAGCAGAAUAGUAACACGAACCAACUUAUUCAUAAAACAGAACAGAUCGUAGCACAUAUUUCUAGAUUUAUUACACUGAAACCAGGAGAUGUGAUUUUGACGGGUUCCGCUCCAGGUGUAGGAUACUGUAGAAAACCACCAGAAUCUCUAGAGAAAGGCCACAUUGUUGAGGCGACGAUUGAAAAAAUCGGGACGAUCAUCACGAAAAUUGUUUAAAUCAGUUGUAAAUCAUACUGUGUCAAUGAAGUGUCUCUUGUUUUAUCUGAACUACCUGAAAUGACAUCAUCGAAUUUAGUCCCAUGUUAAAUAUCUUUACUAAGUGGCAUUUGUACGCAGAAAUCGAAAAGAAACGGAUACAAUAUCCGAUAUUAUUCUAUACCUAUUUUAUCUAUCCAAUGCGAACGUUCAUUUGCAACACGUGACCGUACAAUAUAUUACGGUAUAUUUGGAUGCACGUACGUACAAAAUCCUGUAUUUUCUGUAUUUGGACGCACGCGCGUACAAAGAAUCCUGUAAUUUC